CAUGUCCCAUUGACCUAUGCCCUUUCCUAAGGCUGGACCAUGUCUGGUUUAUUUUUGUACCCUACAAUCCAAGUUGGUGUUUGAGUCAUAUGGGUGCGUGAUAAGUAUCCAGUAAACGAAUGAAUAAACAAAUAAUAGAAAAUAAUUAGAUAAAAGUAUACUAAGACCGAGUCUAAACAUAGGCCAAAAAAUCCUUCGUAGAAUUAAUAACACAAGACACUUUAUUGAUAAAACUGAGUCACACAGUUAAGCAUCAUUAAAAAUAAUCUUACGCGGAAAACAAGAACAUGUAUCUGUCGAGAUGGAUUAUAUUGUUUUGGAAUUAGAGAAUGUGCAGUUUGCUUUUUCCUUUCCGACUGUUUUUUGUUUUUUAAACUGGUGUCUCCAGCGCUGCAGCCCAGCCCGUGGAACCUAAACGGCCCAGGUCCCAGGAGUUCCCAGAGUCCUGGGCUCCCCCCGGUCUAGAAGGGUCUAGAAAGGCUCCCAAAGGCCCAGGCUGUCGACCAGCGCAGCUCCAGCCGGCGCCACCUCUGCGGUCUGGGACGGCGGGGACCGUCCCGAAGAAGGUCCCCCGCCGCCUCGGGAGUCAGGUUCUCGUGUUUUUCUCUCUCAAAAUUUAAUGGAUAGUUUUCGUUUGCUUCUGUUCUGACUUGAUUAAAGAGGAGAAAAAAAGAGUUUGACUGCAAGGAGAGUAACAGUGGCAGAAGGCGCAUCUGGCUUCACUUUCUAAAUUCCAUCUUCCAUCGAAGUUUGUGUUGUGUUGUUUUCUUCAUUUGACAAGGAUCCCGUGAACUUCUCCUUCGGGGAAAUGGCGCGUCCAAAGCCCGCCAAGCCCAGCCUGCGAACUUCAGGAUUUAUUAGGGUAAUAUUUUAAACAAAACCUCGACAGACACAAACUCAAAGGAAACCGUGCACUCCUUCAGUCAAAGGCAUCUGUUCUCAUAGCAGCGCUCGGUUUGCUGUUUGCAGUCAGCGUUAGGAGCAGGAUUUUCAAACAUGAAAAUGGAUAAAAGGAAAGAAAAGCCAAGUCCCGCGGUCCUCCGACGCCUAUUCAUUAUCUCCAGCAGCAUAUGGGACCAUUCUCCUACUUGUUCUCGCCCUUUCUUCCGCCAAAGCAAAAGCAACCAAGCCUGUCCCGCUUCAUAGCAAACCUACUCUUUGUGCCUGAGCAGUGCCACUACCACCACUUCCUCCUCCGCCCGCCGCCGCCUCCUCCCGCUCGCCGCCAGCUUUGGCUCCGGUUGGGAGGCGGCGGCUCCCUUUGCGCCGGGAAGCCGGUGCCGCGAUUGGGCGACGGUCCCUGAGCCUCCAGUUCUGCGUCGGUUUCAAGGCUCCUCCCUCUCGGUGAAAGACAGACUGCGGGGCGCCUGGAAACCGGUCUGAGGGAGCGCGAGGGAGAGGAGAGGGAGCGAGUUGAGGGAUUGACACAAAUGGUCAGGCGGCGGCGGAGGAGGCGGAGGCGCAGAGGGGACCCGAGGCCGCUGGGCUGCGGCGAGUUGCGCGCUCUACCCGGCCGCGGCCACUAGCGCGGCGCUGCCAGCGGGAGCCAGCGAGCCGAGAGCCAGGAAGACGGGACACGACCCCAGGGAACCCGAGCCACCAGGGCUGUCCCCGCCGCCUGCGCUUCAUGAAUCGCAAGUUUCCGCGGCGGCGGCGGCUGCGGGACUCAGAGCAGGAGCCGGGGCAGCGGGCCGAGCACGGCUCGGUCUCGACGGAGGGCACCGGCGCAAAGAUCUCCCUGGCCGCAGGGGAAGCCUCUACCAGCCCCAGCGGAGCGCCGCCGAGAAAGGAGCCGAGAAAGUAUGGCUGAGGAGGAGGUGCCUAAGAAGUCCCGGGCCGCCAGCGGCGGCGCAAGCUGGGAACUUUGUGCCGGGGCGCUCCCAGCCGGGCUGUCGGAGGAGGGGAGCGUGGACACAGGCAGCCGCCGCCGCCGCCCCCCAGCUGACCCCCGGCGCUUGGCGCGCCAGCUGCUUCUGUUACUUUGGCUGCUGGAGGCUCCGUUGCUGCUGGGGGUCCGGGCGCAGGCGGCGGGCCAGGGGCCGGGCCAGGGGCCGGGCCAGGGGCCCGGGCCGGGGCAGCAACCACCGGCACCACCACCGCCCCCACAACAGCAGCAGAGCGGGCAGCAGUACAACGGCGAGCGGGGUAUCUCCAUCCCCGACCACGGCUAUUGCCAACCCAUCUCCAUCCCGCUGUGCACAGACAUCGCGUACAACCAGACCAUCAUGCCCAACCUGCUGGGCCACACGAACCAGGAGGACGCGGGCCUGGAGGUGCACCAGUUCUACCCGCUGGUGAAAGUGCAGUGCUCCGCGGAGCUCAAGUUCUUCCUGUGCUCCAUGUACGCGCCCGUGUGCACCGUGCUGGAGCAGGCGCUGCCUCCCUGCCGCUCCCUGUGCGAGCGCGCGCGCCAGGGCUGCGAGGCGCUCAUGAACAAGUUCGGCUUCCAGUGGCCAGACACGCUCAAGUGCGAGAAGUUCCCGGUGCACGGCGCCGGCGAGCUGUGCGUGGGCCAGAAUACGUCCGACAAGGGCACCCCGACGCCCUCGCUGCUACCGGAGUUUUGGACCAGCAACCCCCAGCACGGCGGCGGAGGGCACCGCGGCGGCUUCGCCGGGGCCUCGGAGCGAGGCAAGUUCUCCUGUCCGCGCGCCCUCAAAGUGCCCUCCUAUCUCAACUACCACUUCCUGGGGGAGAAGGACUGUGGCGCGCCCUGUGAGCCGACCAAGGUAUACGGGCUCAUGUACUUCGGGCCCGAGGAGCUGCGCUUCUCGCGCACCUGGAUCGGCAUCUGGUCCGUGCUGUGCUGCGCCUCCACGCUCUUCACCGUGCUCACGUACCUGGUGGACAUGCGGCGCUUCAGCUACCCGGAGCGGCCCAUCAUCUUCCUCUCCGGGUGUUACACGGCCGUGGCCGUGGCCUACAUCGCCGGCUUCCUGCUGGAGGACCGGGUCGUGUGUAACGACAAGUUCGCUGAGGACGGGGCGCGCACGGUGGCGCAGGGCACCAAGAAGGAGGGCUGCACCAUCCUUUUCAUGAUGCUGUACUUCUUCAGCAUGGCCAGCUCCAUCUGGUGGGUGAUACUGUCUCUCACCUGGUUCCUGGCGGCCGGCAUGAAGUGGGGCCACGAGGCCAUCGAGGCCAACUCGCAGUAUUUCCACCUGGCCGCCUGGGCUGUCCCGGCCAUCAAGACCAUCACCAUCCUGGCGCUGGGCCAGGUGGAUGGCGACGUGCUGAGCGGAGUGUGCUUCGUGGGGCUCAACAACGUGGACGCACUGCGCGGCUUCGUGCUGGCGCCGCUCUUCGUGUACCUGUUCAUCGGCACGUCCUUCCUGCUGGCCGGCUUCGUGUCGCUCUUCCGCAUCCGCACCAUCAUGAAGCACGACGGCACCAAGACGGAGAAGCUGGAGAAGCUGAUGGUGCGCAUCGGCGUCUUCAGCGUGCUCUACACGGUGCCCGCCACCAUCGUCAUCGCCUGCUACUUCUACGAGCAGGCCUUCCGGGACCAGUGGGAGCGCAGCUGGGUGGCCCAGAGCUGCAAGAGCUACGCCAUCCCCUGCCCUCACGUCCAGGCGGGCGGGGGCGCCCCGCCGCACCCGCCCAUGAGCCCGGACUUCACCGUCUUCAUGAUCAAGUACCUCAUGACGCUGAUCGUGGGCAUCACGUCGGGCUUCUGGAUCUGGUCCGGCAAGACGCUCAACUCGUGGAGGAAGUUCUACACGCGGCUCACCAACAGCAAGCAGGGGGAGACCACUGUCUGACGUCCGCUCCCUCCCAGCCCCGGCCGCCCCGGCUGGACCCUGGACAGGCUUUGGCAGGCUCCUCCUGAGCACACGACGGCUCCUGCAGAAGCUCCGUCCCCGCUGCAGAGUAGUGCCCGCCCGCCAGAGGGGGACGGACCCACCUCCUGCCCUCACACUCUGGCACUAGGACUGUGUGCUUUUAUGAUUGUAAAUACCCGUGUAAGAUUUUUGUAAGUAUAUUUGUAUUUAAAUGAUCGACCACAUGUUUUUCUUUAUUUUUUUUUAAUUAUUUAGGGCGUUUUAACCAUUUCAGGCUUUUUUUUCUUGCCUUUUUCGGAGCACUGCAGGGGAGACGAAAGCAGAGCACCCGGGCCGAGUGCGCUCGCUCAUCCUCCCGCCUCUCCCCGCCGCGGGGCUCGGGCCUCCCAGGGUGUCCGCUCCGGGCGAGUCCCGGCUGCUGGCGCGCCGGGGGCGGGGGCUGCGCGAGGUCACGGUCUGUCGGUCCUCCGCCGCCGCCUCUGCAGCUGCCCUUCCCUUCCUUGCUUGGGGUGGGGGCUCGUAAGAUACAGAAAAAGCAGCACCAAGCCUCCAAAUCUGGAGGUGGGCCCCUGCCCGUUCCAGUUCCUCCCGUGUUCAGCGGCACAUUGGGAAGGCCUGUCUCUUUGAUUCCCUGAAGCUGAAUUCUAACUGUCCAGAACCUUUCCCCAAAUUCCUGGGGCCCCGCGGGCGUGCGCGCUGGCAGUUGCAGCCUCCCUUCGUGCUCACAUCUAACGUCCAGACCCUCCCUCCUUCCCCCCAAGUGGUUAGAGGGUGCGUGGAAUAACCGUUGCCAAACUUUUUAAAGUCUGAUUUUUGGUGAAUGAGCUCAUUUCGUUCUCUGGUGUCUAAAACCUGGGAUGGGUUUGGCCAGCCAGCGUCAUGGAAAGAUGUGGUUAAGGAGAUUUGGGAAGAGGCACGAAGCUUUGUGUGGGUUAGGAGAGACGGAAGGUAGGGGUUAUAAAACGUUAAUUCUAAUUGCAUACUGAUGCCUGGCACCCUGCCUUGAGGAAUGAGACAGCCUGCAUUUAGAUUUUACCCUUCUGUAACAUGGAAACGUUGAGGUCACCUGGAAAGUUUUAUUAAGGCGUUGAUCUUUGCUUUCCUUAACAGGACAGUAGAAUUAAACAAAAAUUGAAAAAGGAGAUUUCAGUGCAAUGGACUUCCUCAAAAUGAAGUGCUGUUUUCUUAUUUUUAAUCAAAUAAUAAUCAGACAUAUAUCAGAAGCUUUAAAAAUACAGAAGUUGUACACUUUGAACAGUUUAUUUUGAUUCUUAUUCAGCAAAACAUUCUGAGGAACAAUCCACCCCACUAAUAAUAACCUGGUAAGAUUUCAGGAGGUAAAGGAGGUGGAAAAAAUGGAUGGGGUUAAAUCCUGAAGUAAAUCAAAUCUGAGCAUGCAUGCUCACGGGAGAUUGUGUGCAGGCCUACUGCAUUAAAUCCUGUGCUCCUUUUUGGGGUUUACAGAAGUAUGUCAAAUGUAAAUCUUUCAAAGCCAUUCUAAAAUAUUCUCUUUAGUUCUCUGUGAAGGAGAUGAGCAGUCCUCCCGAUUGUAUUGUUUUGAACUUUGAGAGUUUAUCAAAAUGCCAGUAGUUAGGACCUAAAUUUAUCUAUGUCCGUCAUACCCUAAAAUGACAUCGGUCUUUGAAUUUGGUAUGCAUUUAUUCUGUUCACUAUCACAAAAUCAUCUAUAUUUAUAGAGGAAUAGAAGUUUAUAUAUAUAUAUAUAAUACCAUAUUUUUAAUUUCGCAAAUAAAAAAAUCGAAGUUUUGUAC
This is a messenger RNA of Nycticebus coucang (slow loris), 5554 nucleotides long. It is a transcript of the gene FZD1, whose product is annotated as frizzled class receptor 1. Gene Ontology annotation, molecular function: Wnt-protein binding; Wnt receptor activity. Lineage: Eukaryota; Metazoa; Chordata; Mammalia; Primates; Lorisidae. The coding region runs from base 1803 to 3761 and encodes 652 amino acids. Gene Ontology annotation, biological process: canonical Wnt signaling pathway; non-canonical Wnt signaling pathway. The record is from RefSeq and is a predicted model, not a curated record. The transcript has a single exon. Gene Ontology annotation, cellular component: plasma membrane.